Chaetura pelagica (chimney swift) is the source of this 5097-nucleotide messenger RNA. RefSeq names its product cilia and flagella associated protein 44 (gene CFAP44). NCBI's taxonomy places the organism in Eukaryota, Metazoa, Chordata, Aves, Apodiformes, Apodidae. Gene Ontology annotation, molecular function: protein binding. The record is from RefSeq and is a predicted model, not a curated record.
AUGGAAGGCAAUUUGGAAGAGCAAAAUAGUGAAGUACCCUUGGAAGCACAAAAACAGCCUGAGGAACUAGAAAAGAAAAUCUCAGAAACGUUCUUCUAUAACUAUGAAGAUAUACAUUCACGGCCGUUUGUCACUGAAGACUCUGGAAUACCAAUUAACCUUCUUACUCUUAAACAUUCUUUUGGAUAUGACUGUACCAGAAAUGCAAACCUGCAGGUGAUGGAUAGCCAAACACUGCUGUAUGUAGCAGGCAAUCAAGUGGUGCUUCUAGACCUGAAAACUCAAUCUCAAAGUUAUAUCCGGAGCAGCAGUGGUGGUGGAAUUGGUUUUAUCACGGCACAUCCUACUAAGCAGUACUUUGCAGUAGGAGAGAAAGGAGAGAAGCCAAACCUCAUCGUCUAUGAUUACCCUUCACUGAGGCCCUACAGAAUACUGCAAGGUGGAACAGAGAAAGCUUAUGUUUUUGGUGAUUUCAACAAUGCUGGCACUUUGCUGGCCAGUGUUGGGAGCAGCCCUGACUACAUGCUGACUAUCUGGGACUGGAAACAAGAACAUAUUGCAUUGAGGUCAAAAGCUUUUUCCCAGGAUGUUUACAAGGUCACAUUUUCUGCUGACAAUGAAGAACAACUAACUACAUCUGGAUCAGGGCACAUCAAGUUCUGGAAGAUGGCUCUCACAUUCACUGGCUCCAAAUUACAAGGAGCUUUGGGCAGGUUUGGAAAAACAUCAGUGACAGAUAUUAUAGGUUAUGUGGAGCUGCCUGAUGGAAAGGUUAUCUCGGGGACUGAGUGGGGCAACUUGCUGCUUUGGGAAGGAGGCUUCAUUAAGAUAGAGAUCUGUCGAGCUGGACACAAGCUCUGUCACAGUGGCCCUAUCAGCCAGUUAGUUCUGGAGGGAGGAGAACUUAUCACUGUUGGAAGAGAUGGCUUCAUUCGGGUGUGGAACUCUGAUAUGAUAGAUACUGCUGAUUCUGUGGAUGACACAGGGUUACUGGAGGUGGAACCUAUGAAUGAACUUUGUGUCGGCAGGAACGUCAGCCUCAGUUUCAUGUCAAAAGUUCAGGACUCUGGACAGCCUGUUUGGUAUGCUCAGGAUAGCAAUGGAGCAAUCUGGAAGCUGGAUUUGACUUUUUCAGAUAUGGCCCGUGAUCCAGAGUGCCUGUACACCUUUCACUCUGGAGGAAUUGAAGCCAUGAGUGUGUCUCCCAUUACAUAUCUUCUGGCCACCACUGCUCUUGAUGGGUCAGUGCGCAUCUAUGAUUUUAUCAGCAACAGUCAACUGAGUGAAAUUAAGUUUAAACAAGGAGGAACAGCACUGACCUGGGCACCUCAUGUUGUAAGUCCUAAAGGAGAAGUAAUUGCUGUGGGGUUUGAAGAUGGUGUUACCCGCAUAAUUGAAGUCUACAAUCCCAAAGAACUACCCACUCUUGCAGAACAGACCAAUAUAGAGAACGCAGAGAUAAAUCUAAAACAAGCUUUCAAACCUCAUUCUACUGCAGUUACAGCCUUGGCAUAUGAAUGUAAUGGAGAAGUGCUUGCCACAGGGAGUAAAGACAAAACUGUUUUCUUUUUUGCUGUUGGAGAUAAAUAUGAGCCAAUUGGAUUCAUCUAUGUCCCUGGGCCUGUGCAGGCAUUACAGUGGUCUCCACCUUCUCAUGUGAAGAGCAUGCUGCUCAUCCUUUGUGAGAAUGGCUUUGCUCUCCAGGUUCCUGCCCCUGUCCCUGAGGAACAAGAUACAGCGUCCACUUAUAAAAUAAACAACCUGCCAACACAGUACUUCCAUUUUUACAGUAUUAAAUCCCGAAUCAAGCUGGAAGAGGAGAUUGCUCUGAGAGAGAAAAAAAGGCAGGAGAGGGAGAAGGCAAGGCUUGAAUGGAUAAAGCAGCAACAGGAGAUGGGAGAGGAGAUAGAAGAAGAACCUGAAGAGGAACCUGAAGAAGAGCCAUUGCCACCUCUGUACAUACCAGAGGAGCCCAGUCCCAUCCUCUGUGGGUUUUAUUCAGCACCAGGAAAAUUUUGGCUUUCCUUGGGUGGGUAUGACUCAGGGUUCCUCUAUCAUUGUGAAUUCUCCUCAAAUGAUCACCAAGAAGACCCUGAAAACAGGCAAGAUGAACCCUUUGAAGUGAUUCCUAUUGAGGACUCUGAUGACAAUCCCAUUCGCCGAAUCUCAUUCUGUACCAACAGACUGCUGAUGUUCUGUGGGAUGCAGAAUGGUGCACUGCGCAUUUAUCCUCUCCAAAAUGAAGAACUCUCAGUGGAUACCUUGAAGGAAUACUGGUCCUUAAACGUACAUGACAAUGAUUACGGCCAGAUCCAGGGGAUCUGUUCUAGUUAUGAUGAUAGGUUUCUGAUUACCUGUGGUGGAGAUGGAAACAUUUUUACUUUCAACAUCUUGUCUCCAGAGGAUGUUCACGAAGAGUUAAAAGCCGAAAUCCCCUCUCCUAGGAGUGGUCUUGAGGAGGAGGAGGCUGCUGAAGAUAUUAAGGAUCCCAAUGCCUACAACAUUGAGGAAGUCAAGCAGAAAAAGGAGCAUGAACGGAUAAUGAAGGAAGCUGAAGAAAAAAAAGAAAAGAAAAGAGAGGAGUUAAGUGCUCUGAGGCAAGAGUUUCUUUUUCUUCUUCAAAAGAAUCAGGAGUUGCCCAAGCACAUGCAGCUGCACAGACAGGAGUUUGAGAUGGACCACAGGAUCUUUGAGGAGCUGAGUAGGCAGACAGCACAUAGAAUCCAGUUACUUCAAAAAGACCUGGCUUGGGAGCAGGAGAAACACUUGAUUGGACUGCAGAAACUACAAAAGCUGUUUCGGGACUCGCUGGAAUUUGACACUGUUGUUGUUCGUGCUAUUCAAAGCAAUCAUCAAAUUUCCACCUACAGACUUUUAUCAAUGUCUGAAAAAUGCUAUCAGGAACGUUCAUCAUGGCAGAAAGUAGUACAUAAAGGGGCAUGGAAAAAAGCAGAAGAAAUGGACGUCGUCAGAAGGACAAGUUUUCGUAAACGUGUUUCAGUUUUUGAGGAUGAGGCUGAAAAGCUGAAGACAUCAGAGGUUCAAAAGCCAACCACACAUUAUAUAGCAAGAAAAUAUGAGCAAAUCAGAAGAAUUGUUGAGAAAUCUGAGGAAAGGAAAGCUAAGAUCUUGAAGAGGGAGGCAGAGUGGGAGCAACUAUACCAGAGCAAACCUAGUGAUGACUAUGAGAAUCCCAAGGAUGUCGAGGCCAUCAGAAAAGCACGGGAAAAUAUGGGAGCGUAUAAUCUGAAGACUGCUGCUGACUACAGAGUCCCUGAACAUGAGUGUCUCAGCACUGAGAAGAAGACAACACAGCUUACGUCCCUGGAAGUGUUGAUCCACAAGAGGAAAGUGAGUAUCAACAAAGAGAUCAUGGCUUUGCGGGAUCUCAAGAUUUCUGUUAUUGAUGAAAUCAAGGGUUUAGUGCAAGAAUUGAAAUCCAUUCAAGCAGCCUUGGAUUUAUCAGAACGUCUCCCUCUCCCACCGAUCCCUCUGUUACACCCAGGUGAGGUUCCUGAAAAAAAAUUUGAGUAUGACAGAGACAUUCUCCUGAAGUUCCAAGAGGAGCAGGAGGCCAAGGCAAAGCUCCAGAAAGAGCUGCAAGAGUCUUCCUCAUCUAGUGCAUCCAGGCAUGGGUUUCUUCAAGCUCCUUCUGUUAAAGACACUGAUCCCAUGGCACAGGCUGCAGAUGCAUGCCCGAUAACAACAGCAUCAUCUGUCACAGACCAGCAAAAAGUUUUUGAGGUUGAGAAGGCAGAGCCAACAGAAAUAGAACUGGAAAUUUUAAAGAAGGAGAAGAUUAAAAAUCUGUACUUGCAGGACACCUUGAUUAAAAAGAUCAAUGCACUGAUGAUCAACUUUGAUGCUGAACUUCGUGUUCUGCGACACAAGAAACUGAAGCUGGAUGUGUUGAUGAAAACCGCUGACCUGCGCUACAUCACGUGCUAUGAAGAGCUUCUUAUCCUGAAGAAACUUGAGAAACAUGAGAAACUUCUCCAGGAGCGUGUUAGCAACCUCAUCAGGGAGCAGGAAGCUAUGGAAUUAAAACUGAAAAGCUACCUUGCACAGAUGGAGGAUAGAAAGAGUGAGAUUGUAAAGCUCCAGGAAUGUGAGAAAGCUCUUUAUGCCACUUUCCAAGCAUUCCUUGAAGAAAACAAUGAGUUUGCUGAUUUUCUGACCAAGGUUCUGGAGAAGAAAAUGGAAAACAAAGAUGUUGAAAGAGAAGCAGAUGAAGAAGAUGAGAACGAAGAGGAGAAGAAUGAAGAGUCCAGCCUGGGGAUUGAUGAAGAAAAUUCUGAAUCAGAAGAUGAAGACUUUGAUGACUCUGUUUGCCCAGAAAACUGCGAUGAGGCUCUCUACCAAAACACCAUCCAGCUCCGGCAGAAGCGGUUAGACAUUGAGAAAGCUUUAACAGAGCAGAAGGAAGCUGCUGCUAGCCUCAGAAAGAAGUACAAUGCCUUGGUCGAAAAGGCAAAAGAAGUGGAAACCAGUCUGGGCACUGCAGAGACUGAACUGGAGACCUUUCAGUGGGAAAAGCAGCAGAGAAUGAAUGACCUACAUGUAGUUGUGCCUUUGAAACUCCAUCAGGUGGAGUACUUGGUUGAUGGGGAGAUGCCCAGUAACUUCUCCCAGGCUUUGGUAUUUACCAACCAGUCCCUGGAGUAUCUGCAGAAGAGAAUUGUGGACCUACAUAAUGAAAAGAAUUUGCAAAGAGACAUCUAUAAGAAGGCCCAGGAGCAGCAUAAGCAGCUUAUCCAGGACAAAAAGGAGAUGGAGAGGGAGAUUCGACGACUGGAAGAGCAAUGCAAUUAUCUGAUGAUGAAGAAGUUUGGCCGGCUGGUUGAUUUUGAAGCAGUUCAAGCACGCUCUGCUAAUAUACAUGUGGCAGAGUUGGAAGUGCAAAUAAUGGAGAAAGAGUAUGAACACUCCCUGGAGCUCAAAGAGUGGGAGGCAAGAAUCUCAGACCUGCAGCAGCAGCUGAGGAAACUGACAAAGGAAAACACCAGCAUGGUGCAGCAAACCCGCUUCUGCCUUGAAAAGCAGCAACUUGAAACUAAGCUGGAUUCACUAAAGAAUUAUCUGAAGCGGGAGAACUGA